AUGACUGCUAUUACCGUUCCCAUCACGCAAGCCCCCCCGUACAGGGUUCACGAGGGCAAGACAGCCGUCGUCACAGGCGGCGCUAGAAGCAUCGGAGCUUCUAUUGCCCAGAACCUCGCCUCCAAGGGCGCCAACGUUGUCCUCAUCUACCUGACCGAGGCCUCUGACGCGCCCGCCGCCGCUCUUGCCGCCGAGCUGUCCAAGGCACACAAUGUCAAGGCAGUUCCCCUGCGUGCCGACUUCACCACCCCCGAGGGCUGCGCCAAGGUUGUCUCGGCGGUGAAGAACGACAUGCCGCCCAACGCCAAGACGGGGAAGCCUCAGGUCGAUAUCCUCGUCAACUGCGCGGCUCUCUUCCACGCCAUGCCCCUCGAGGCCGUCAACGUUGAGGACUUCCACAAGGUCUACUCCACCAACGUCCUUGGUCCUAUUCUCAUCACCCAGGCUGUCAAGCCGCUUCUGCCCACCGACCGCUCCGGCCGCAUCGUCAACAUCUCGAGCGUCGGCUCCAAGGUCGGCCUUGAGUACCUGACGCUUUACGGCGGCAGCAAGGGCGCGCUCGAGGCCAUGACUCGCACUUGGGCCCGCGAGCUCAAGGAGAACUGCACCGUCAACGCCUGCAACCCCAGCUCCACCAUGACGGACAUGCUCCGCGCCGCCCCCGAGGAGGCCAAGCAGGCCAUCUCGAGCUGGUACCCUCUGACACCGCUGUGCGGCAUCCGCGAGUGGGACACGGAGGAGCAGAAGGAGAUGGCUUCCAAGUACGGCGGCCGUGCGGGAUACGCCGAGGAAAUCGCUGGAAUUGUCGGCAUGAUCUGCUCGCCCGAGAGCGGGUGGAUGACCGGAUGCCUGGUCAGUGCCAACGGAGGACAAUGGAUGGCCAGUUAA
Messenger RNA from Colletotrichum graminicola M1.001, 888 nucleotides. Its product is annotated as short chain dehydrogenase. NCBI's taxonomy places the organism in Eukaryota, Fungi, Ascomycota, Sordariomycetes, Glomerellales, Glomerellaceae. Gene Ontology annotation, molecular function: oxidoreductase activity, acting on the CH-OH group of donors, NAD or NADP as acceptor. The record is from RefSeq and is a predicted model, not a curated record. The transcript has 2 exons. Bases 1 to 888 code for a protein of 295 amino acids.